AUGGAUAGCACUAGGGAUACCAAUCUCAUGUUGUUUGAUUCCCUAGCAAAAGAGAUUGUUCAUAAUGAAGCAUCCGAGUUACUCGGCGGUGUAAUUGACGAGAUCGAAGAUCCUGAGGACUUGCCUGAAGGUUUACAGGCUUUGUGUGGGAAGACAUUUCAGUUUGUCAUUGCGGUCGACAAAGCUAAUCUUGGAGGAGGGCAUGGUACUUACAAAGUCAUCAAGGUCCUUUCUACACUUGGCAUGAUUGAUGAAAGUCAAGCGUACACCGAAUCCGCAAAAGAUGUUACUCCAUCUGAACUCAUUUCCGGUGAUCAGAGUGUAUUGAUGUUGGAGGACAGCAACGAAGUCAUUCUUGAAGAAGGCACGUUGAACGGAGGUACGCCCAUUUCCAAGAAACGUGGGGAGAUCGCGGCAGAUGUGAGUUUGGCUGAUUUGGAGAGUUCCAACAAGAAAGCAUGUCUGAAAGAGGUUAAGAUUGAGGCGAUUGAGAAGAUGAAGGGAGUGGCGUAA
Messenger RNA from Microthlaspi erraticum, 513 nucleotides. NCBI's taxonomy places the organism in Eukaryota, Viridiplantae, Streptophyta, Magnoliopsida, Brassicales, Brassicaceae. The record is from the annotation of a GenBank genome assembly.